GGAUCACAAGGAAGCCUAUUGCCUGACUGGUGAAGCAGAGCUACAGAGACCUGGAAAUGAAAGUAAAAAAGACCAAGAGGCACAUGGAGGGAGCUGCAGGGGCAGCAGCUCUAGCAACAGAAUGCUACCUUCUGUAAUUAAAUAACAAUUAUUAGUAUUAUUACUAACAGUAAUAAUACUCUAAUAAUAUCUCUAGUAAUAUCAUACCAUUUAUCAAGGAGAAUUGAUUAUAGUAUAGGGAGAAUACCUAAUUGGAGUGACUGUAAUGGAGAGGCAAAAAAGAAAAGAGGAAAUAGAGAAGGGGCUUCAGUUUAUCCAGUCCACAUUACCCCUCAGCCAGGAAGAUUAUGAGGCUUUUUUGCAAAAGCUGGUGCGGAACCUAUUUGCAGAGGGCAACGACUUGUUCAGAGAGAAGGAUUUCAAACUGGCACUGGUGCAGUAUGUAGAAGGUCUGAAUGUGGCUGAAUAUGCAGCUUCAGACGAGGUGACUAUUCCAUUGGAUCUCUUAUGCAAGUUGCAUGUCAAUCGGGCUGCCUGCUAUUUUGCCAUGGGCCUGUAUGAGAAGGCUUUGGAAGACAGUGACAAGGCUUUGGGAUUUAACAAGGAGAACAUCCGUGCACUUUUCCGGAAAGCCCGCUGUUUGAAUGAGCUGGGGAGGCACAAGGAAGCAUAUGAAUGUAACAGCUGUUGUUUGCUCUCCCUACCGCAUGAUGAAAGCGUGGCACAGCUUGGCCAGGAACUUGCACAGAAGCUGGGACUAAGGGUCCGGAAAGCAUACAAGAGGCCUCAGGAAUUGGAAACGUUCUCUCUACUCAGUAAUGGCAUGUCCUCCACAUUACCAAAUCAGAAUGUUUCCAAUGGCUUGGGUUCUGUAGAUGACAUUGAAACAGACAGCUCUGUGCACCUUCCUUGUGUCAGUACUCCCAGUGCCGCUUGCGUCCCUGUGAGUGAGGGCUCUGCUUUUUCAUCUUCUGACUCGGAAAUGAAAGGCAUCGCGACUUCACUCCCUACUGCUGCCCUGCUCCCUUCUGGAGACACUAUAUCUAUGCCCGGCUCUGACAGUGUGGAUGACUUCACUGAAGGAGGAGUUCUUGGGGAUGAAUUGGACUCAAUCCUGGAUUCUAUUGCAGAGGGGUCACAGUACUCACUAUCUCUGGUCCAAGGUGCCAUCCCUGCCAACCUGCCUAGUGAGAUGCCGCAGCUGAUCCCCGUCUUUCCAGGAGGGACUCCACUGCUCCCCCCUGUGGUGACAGCCAACAUUCCCGUCUCCACACCACUCCCUCCAGCCUCCUUUGGCCUGGUGAUGGAUGCCACAAAACAGCUCUCCUCCUCAUCUGUUCUGGAUGCUUUUGAAUCCCCAGCGGGUGGUGAUGGCAGCUCCCCGUUGGACUCAUUGGAUUCACUAGAUCUUCUCCCAUACACAGAGUCUCGGCUUGAUGUGCUGGAUGCUUUUGGAACUAACAGGGGGUCACUGGAUGCGCUGGAUUCCUUUGCCGUUGAGGAAACCAGUACCCAAGAGCCACAGCAGUCUGCUAGUAUCCAGAAGCCAACACUUGUGGCCAACCACAGUGGGCCAAGUCACACAACGGUACCCAAAGUGGUAGAGUUGCUGAUGUCUCAGCCUGAAUCGGUGAUGUCGAAUACAGCUCUGCUUGUGAAGAAUCCAUUGGCAUCCACUCACGUCUUCAAACAAGCAUGUCACAUCUGCUAUCCUAAAACAGGACCCAAGGCGGGUGAUUAUACCUAUCGAGAGGGUCUGGAGCACAAGUGUAAGCGGGACAUACUGCUAGGCAGGCGCCGUAACUCAGAAGAUAAAACCUGGAAGAGAAUCCGGUCACGCCCAACCAAGACCAACUUUGUGGGAUCUUAUUAUUUGUGCAAAGAUAUGCUUAACAAGCAGGACUGUAAGUACGGGGAUAACUGCACCUUCGCGUACCACCAGGAGGAGAUCGACGUGUGGACAGAGGAACGGAAGGGAACCCUCAAUCGUGAUCUCCUCUUUGACCCCCUUGGUGGGGUCAAGCGGGGCAGCCUGACCAUUGCCAAGAUCUUGAAAGAACAUCAGGGCAUAUUCACUUUUCUCUGUGAGAUCUGCUUUGACAGCAAACCCCGGAUAAUUAGCAAAGGGACCAAGGAUUCUCCAGCAGUGUGCUCCAAUCUUGCUGCAAAACAUAGCUUUUAUGAUAACAAGUGUUUGGUUCACAUUGUUCGUUCCACCUCCCUGAAAUACUCUAAGAUCCGCCAGUUCCAGGAGCACUUUCAGUUCGACGUGUGCCGGCACGAAGUGCGCUAUGGCUGCCUGCGUGAAGAUAGCUGCCACUUUGCUCACAGCUUCAUAGAGCUUAAAGUCUGGCUGCUCCAGCAGUAUUCUGGAAUGACUCAUGAAGAUAUUGUACAGGAAUCGAAAAAGUAUUGGCAGCAGAUGGAAGCCCAUGCCAUCAAGUCUAGCAACAAUGUGGCUUCUACCAGGGCUCCCACAUCAAACACAUUUGACCUCCAGAUGAAAUUUGUUUGUGGCCAGUGUUGGAGGAACGGGCAGGUGGUGGAACCAGACAAGGACCUCAAGUACUGUAGUGCCAAAGCACGCCACUGUUGGACCAAGGAACGCCGCGUCCUGCUAGUGAUGUCCAAAGCAAAGAAGAAGUGGGUGUCUGUCCGACCUCUGCCUUCUAUCCGCAGCUUCCCUCAGCAGUACGAUCUAUGUAUCCAUGCCCAAAAUGGCAGGAAGUGCCAGUAUGUUGGAAACUGCUCCUUUGCUCACAGCCCGGAGGAGAGAGACAUGUGGACCUUCAUGAAAGAAAAUAAAAUUUUGGAUAUGCAGCAGACGUAUGACAUGUGGCUGAAAAAACACAACCCUGGGAAACCAGGCGAGGGGACACCACUAACAUCAAGGGAAGGAGAGAAGCAAAUCCAGAUGCCCACUGACUAUGCUGACAUGAUGGGUUACCACUGCUGGCUCUGUGGAAAGAACAGCAACAGCAAGAAGCAGUGGCAGCAGCACAUCCAGUCAGAAAAGCACAAGGAGAAAGUCUUCACCUCUGACAAUGACUCCAGCUGCUGGAACUACCGUUUCCCCAUGGGCGAGUUCCGGCUGUGUGAAAGAUUCCAGAAGACCAAAACCUGCCCUGAAGGGGAGAAAUGUCGCUUUGCUCAUGGCCAGGAUGAGUUGACGGAGUGGCUGGAUCGGAGGGAAGUAAUGAAGCAGAAGCUGGCCAAGGCACGCAAGGAUAUGUUGCUGUGCCCCAGAGAUGACGACUUCGGCAAAUACAACUUUCUGUUGCGGGACAGCAUAUAAUCGCUGUGGGA
Molecule: messenger RNA, 3306 nt
Organism: Euleptes europaea (tarantolino)
Lineage: Eukaryota; Metazoa; Chordata; Lepidosauria; Squamata; Sphaerodactylidae
Gene: ZC3H7B
Product: zinc finger CCCH-type containing 7B
Exons: 23
Coding region: 266-3295 (1009 amino acids)
Biological process (GO): miRNA processing
Molecular function (GO): miRNA binding; metal ion binding; protein binding
Source: RefSeq, a predicted model, not a curated record